AUGAGUAUUGUUGGCGAAAAGGAAAUGCCGAGAACCUCACCCGGAACUUUCUCGGCCCCUUUCCAAAACGCCAGGCGCAACGGGAAGGGGUGGGGUCGCAAAGGCACGGCCCCUCUUUUUUUUUUUUUUCUGAGGCGCUGCUUUUCCAUCGGCCCGGGGGUCAGGCGUGACGCUCGGAUUUCCGCGAGGCGGGCGCCCGGCGAGCCGCCUCUUGGGCCCUUUGGCGUGGCGAACGGGCGGCGUCCCAGUACCCCCGGGGGUCCCCCCACCGGGAAGAACCGCCGUGGGUUGGAUUGGGCGGGAACUCCGGGCAGGCGGCGCGCACACAAAAAAAGAUUAUGA
This is a messenger RNA of Trypanosoma theileri, 342 nucleotides long. RefSeq lists its product as uncharacterized. Bases 1 to 342 code for a protein of 113 amino acids. Lineage: Eukaryota; Euglenozoa; Kinetoplastea; Trypanosomatida; Trypanosomatidae. The transcript has a single exon. The record is from RefSeq and is a predicted model, not a curated record.